This is a messenger RNA of Anopheles maculipalpis, 520 nucleotides long. RefSeq names its product low molecular weight phosphotyrosine protein phosphatase 1-like. Gene Ontology annotation, molecular function: non-membrane spanning protein tyrosine phosphatase activity; acid phosphatase activity. The transcript has 2 exons. Bases 33 to 518 code for a protein of 161 amino acids. Gene Ontology annotation, biological process: protein dephosphorylation. NCBI's taxonomy places the organism in Eukaryota, Metazoa, Arthropoda, Insecta, Diptera, Culicidae. The record is from RefSeq and is a predicted model, not a curated record. Gene Ontology annotation, cellular component: cytoplasm.
CAAAACAUUCUAUUUACACUACCGCAAGCAGCAUGACCGAGAAAAAGAAGGCUCUAUUUAUUUGCCUUGGAAACAUCUGCCGUUCGCCGAUCGCCGAGGCGGUGUUUCUGAAAACGAUCAACGAUGCUGGUGUUGCUGACCAGUGGGAAGUGGAUAGUGCCGCCAUAGGAUCAUGGCACGUGGGACGCAGCCCCGACCAUCGGGCUUUGGCAACAAUGAAAAACCACGAUUUGCCAUACAGCAACAAAGCGAGACAGAUUAAGAAAGCUGAUUUCGAACAUUACGAUUACAUUUUCGGCAUGGAUCGAGAGAACAUUAGCGACUUGAAGGAACGUGCACCGAACGGAGGUGGUAAGGCAAAAAUAUUGUUGCUGGGCGAUUUCGAUCCACAACAGCCGGGUGCUAUCAUACGCGAUCCUUACUACGACAAGGGCUCGGAAGGAUUUGAGCAAUGUUACGUGCAGUGCGUACGAUGCUGUGAUGGAUUUCUAGCAAAGGCUCAGAAAGGCGAAAUCUAAAA